AGAGCUUGUAUCUUUCUUUGUGGAAGCCAGCAGCCUUUUCCCCAUGUUUUAAGAAGUCUAGUUUUAUUUCUUAUAAACAAAUAUGCAAAAGAUAUGGGCUGGGCCCUAAUGGUGGAAUAGUGACCUCUCUCAAUCUCUUUGCUACAAGAUUUGAUCAGGUGAUGAAGUUUAUUGAAAAAAGGCAAAAUGCAUCCAAGUAUGUUAUUAUUGACACACCAGGGCAAAUUGAGGUAUUCACCUGGUCAGCAUCAGGAACCAUCAUAACUGAGGCUUUGGCUUCCUCUUUUCCUUCAGUUGUUGUUUAUGUGAUGGACACCUCUCGCAGCACUAACCCUAUCACCUUUAUGUCCAACAUGCUGUAUGCCUGCAGUAUCCUGUACAAGACAAAGCUACCUUUCAUUGUUGUCAUGAACAAAACUGACAUAAUUGACCACAGUUUUGCAGUAGAAUGGAUGCAGGACUUUGAGACUUUUCAGGAUGCCCUGAAUCAAGAGACAUCUUAUGUCAGUAACCUGACUCGUUCUAUGAGUUUAGUGUUGGAUGAAUUUUACAGUUCACUAAAGGUGGUUGGUGUUUCAGCUGUGCUCGGCACGGGACUGGAUGAUUUUUUUGUUCAGCUUUCUAAAGCCGUAGAUGAAUAUGAGAGAGAAUAUCGUCCAGAAUAUGAGCGCCUGAGAAAAACACUGGAGAAAGCUCAAAAUAAACAAAAGAAAGAGCAGCUGGAACACUUGUGGAAGGACAUGGGCAGCGUGUGCGUGCAGGGCAACACGCUUGCAGGGUCUGAUGAGGCUUCUGCAAUGGGUCCCUCUGAGCUGAUCCUAACACGAGGAACUCUUGAUGAAGACGAAGAGAGAGAGAGUGAUACUGAUGACAUUGACCAUGAAGUUACUGAGGAGAGUCACGAAGAACCAGCCUUCAGAAACUUUAUGCAAGAGACGCGGAUGAAAUACCAGAGAAGCAGCAACCCAAAUGAAUGAGACCUUCAGCAACAGAGGAUUUGGAAUCCCUUGUAAUAGACUUAAAAGUAAAGGAACAGCAUAAAGAAAUUUGC
This is a messenger RNA of Balearica regulorum gibbericeps (East African grey crowned-crane), 1051 nucleotides long. NCBI's taxonomy places the organism in Eukaryota, Metazoa, Chordata, Aves, Gruiformes, Gruidae. The record is from RefSeq and is a predicted model, not a curated record.